AUGUUCGGGGCUAUCAAGACCAGCAGCGCCGCUGCUCGCCGCGCGGCCCUACAGUCCAGCCGUUCCAUGUCUACUGCACAGGGUCCAGCUCGCAUCCAAAGCUCCAUCAUCCAGCAGACCCGUCAGCCGUCGCUGCGACAUGGCCUGCUCAUGAACAGCGCCCGCAGCACCCUGGGCUCUACCAUGACCCGCAGUGCCAUGCAGUCCCGAGGUGUUGUUGCUGAGACCACAGCCGCCGCUCUCCUCGCGGCCGCCAAGAUGCAAGGUGCUGGCCUCGCCACCGUCGGCCUCGCUGGUGCUGGAGUCGGUAUCGGCACGGUCUUUGGCUCCUUGAUCCAGGGUGUUGCUCGUAACCCGUCCAUGAGAGGCCAGCUCUUCUCCUACGCCGUCCUCGGCUUCGCCUUUGCCGAAGCCACCGGCCUCUUCGCACUGAUGGUGGCUUUCCUCCUCCUGUACGCAUACUAG
Neoarthrinium moseri is the source of this 465-nucleotide messenger RNA. RefSeq lists its product as uncharacterized. Lineage: Eukaryota; Fungi; Ascomycota; Sordariomycetes; Amphisphaeriales; Apiosporaceae. Gene Ontology annotation, biological process: proton transmembrane transport; proton motive force-driven ATP synthesis. Gene Ontology annotation, molecular function: proton transmembrane transporter activity. Bases 1 to 465 code for a protein of 154 amino acids. The record is from RefSeq and is a predicted model, not a curated record. The transcript has 3 exons.